AUGGCGACAGGACUCCCCGCGAAGCUGAAGCCCGCGGCUCGGGUCGCAGGCCAGCGACAAGAUGUUUGGUCCAUUGUAAAUGAAGCUGCCGCCGCCUCGCCCAAGCAGCCGAUUGUGAACAUGGGCCAAGGCUUCUUCGGCUACAACCCCCCUCCCUUCAUCAUCAACGCCGCCAAGUCGGCCCUGGACAAGGUGGAUUGCAACCAGUAUAGUCCUACCAAGGGUCGACCCAGGCUAAGGAAGGCGAUUGCCGACGCAUACUCGCCUUUCUGGGGACGCACGCUGAACCCGGAGACCGAGGUUACUAUCACCACUGGAGCCAAUGAGGGUAUGUUGAGUGCUUUCAUGGCUUUUAUUGAGCCAGGAGACGAGGUUAUCGUCUUUGAGCCCUUCUUCGAUCAGUACAUCAGCAAUAUCGAGAUGCCAGGUGGGAAGAUCACCUAUGUGCCGAUGCACCCGCCGAAGGACGGCGCAACCACGACCUCUUCAGCAGGGAACUGGACAAUAGACUUUGACGAACUGGAGAGGGCAAUCACCCCCAAGACCAAGAUGCUUGUCUUGAACACGCCUCACAACCCUGUCGGCAAGGUAUACUCCAAGGAGGAGCUUGAGAAGAUCGGUGCGCUUUGUGUGAAGCACGAAAUCAUCAUUCUCUCUGAUGAGGUCUAUGACCGUCUCUACUACGUGCCCUUCACGAGGAUCGCCACCCUUUCUCCCGAAAUCGAGAGACUGACCAUUACCGUCGGCUCUGCUGGCAAGAAUUUCUACGCUACCGGUUGGCGAGUUGGUUGGCUCAUGGGACCCGAGCAUCUCAUCAAGCACGUCUCUGCGGCACACACCCGUAUCUGCUACUCUUCUGUCUCGCCUUUGCAGGAAGCGUGCGCCGUUGGGUUCGAGCAAGCCGAGGCUGAAGGUUUCUGGGACGAGACUGUUAAAGACAUGCAGGGCAAGAUGAAGCGCUUCAACGAGGUCUUUGACGAGCUCGGUCUUCCCUACUCGGACCCCGAAGGCGGAUACUUCGUUAUGGUGAACAUGGCCAAGGUGAAGCUGCCGAAGGACUAUCCGUUCCCGCCACACGUUGCAAGCCGACCCCGAGAUUUCAAGUUGUCCUGGUUCCUGAUACAGGAGGUCGGAGUGGCUGCUAUCCCACCUACAGAGUUCUAUACCGACCCCAACGCCCACAUCGCAGAGGACUACAUGCGUUUCGCCGUGUGCAAGGAAGAUGAGGUGCUAGAGACAGCCAAGGAACGUCUCCGAGGCCUCAAGAAGUAUAUAGAAGAAUAG
Molecule: messenger RNA, 1284 nt
Organism: Neoarthrinium moseri
Lineage: Eukaryota; Fungi; Ascomycota; Sordariomycetes; Amphisphaeriales; Apiosporaceae
Exons: 5
Coding region: 1-1284 (427 amino acids)
Biological process (GO): biosynthetic process
Cellular component (GO): mitochondrion; cytoplasm
Molecular function (GO): L-kynurenine:2-oxoglutarate transaminase activity; pyridoxal phosphate binding
Source: RefSeq, a predicted model, not a curated record